GCGAAUCCUAACCUACAAGCCACAGGACAUUGAAGGCCAACUGAGUACCACUCAUCUCAUAUUUAGAUUGGCACACAAAGGGACAUCUGGUGGACACGAUUGAAUAACUUGUACCUGCUAAUCGAAUUGGAAUCAAGUUCAGCGUGGAUUAUUUUUUACGAUGGAGUCCUUUUUCGGUGUGGAAGUCAUGGUGGGGAAGCCGCUGAAGCCAAAAAUUCCCGACGAUCGCGUGCUGCACGUUUCUCAGAUAGCCCUUCCCGCCGGUGCCCGUGACGCCGUGACCUUCCGCGUUGUGUUGGACCGCAAGUCCUUCACCGUCGCCACCCUCGACCCGAAACGGGGCGUCUACUUCACGCGCUUAGACUUCGUGUUCAGUCCAACCCAAAAGGUUUUAUUUGCUGCGGACGGGCCACUAGACAGUAGCAGCGUGCACGUCACGGGUUUCACUCAACUCAGUGAGGAUAUUGAGGAGGAUGAAGAAGAUUUAGUAGAUGAGUCUGAUGAGGUUCCAAAGGCCAAGAGUCUGAUCUAUGGGAAAAAGGACACAACGGAGGAAGAAAAGCAAUUGAAAGCUGUUACUAGUGAUGAUGGGAAGUCGAAUAGGAAGCGCAAGCGUCACUAGGCCCGCGUGUUGGAAAAACUGGUGAUCGUACAUGGCCCUUUAAAUGCGAUGAAAUCCAUUUGGUGUGAUACGAAUAAUAAAGAAUGUGAUCGUCUUUUUAAAA
Phytomonas sp. EM1 is the source of this 725-nucleotide messenger RNA. NCBI's taxonomy places the organism in Eukaryota, Euglenozoa, Kinetoplastea, Trypanosomatida, Trypanosomatidae. The record is from the annotation of a GenBank genome assembly.